Molecule: messenger RNA, 423 nt
Organism: Lactuca sativa (garden lettuce)
Lineage: Eukaryota; Viridiplantae; Streptophyta; Magnoliopsida; Asterales; Asteraceae
Product: umecyanin
Cellular component (GO): plasma membrane
Molecular function (GO): electron transfer activity
Source: RefSeq, a predicted model, not a curated record
AUGGCGAAAUUAAAGUCAAGUUUGCUUCUGCUUAUGGCCUUGGUAGUUGCAUCCAUGGACUACAAGGGCUCAGCCGCAAUACAGUACAUUGUUGGUGAAUCCAAAGGUUGGACUGUGCCACAAAAUCCAAGUUUCUAUGAUUGGUGGUCACGAUUCCAUACCUUCAAAAUCAAUGACGUGCUUGUUUUUAACUUCACCAACGGAGUUUAUAACGUGGCAGAAGUGACAAAGGAGGCAUACACAAACUGUGAUGGCCGGAAUCCUAUCUCACUCCAGACUACAAGCCCUGCUAGAUUUACAAUUUCGAACGCGGCUAACCAUUAUUACAUCUGCACCAUAGGCCAAAAUUGUAUGCAUUCUCAGAAAUUAGCGAUUAAGGUUUCCACCGUGGAUAACAACUUGUCUGCCAUGUCACUUCAUUGA